Molecule: messenger RNA, 537 nt
Organism: Rhizophagus irregularis DAOM 181602=DAOM 197198
Lineage: Eukaryota; Fungi; Glomeromycota; Glomeromycetes; Glomerales; Glomeraceae
Source: RefSeq, a predicted model, not a curated record
AUGAAUUUACAAGCUGAAACCAUUGAUGAUAAUUUCAUAGAAAAAGUGGUAGAUGAACCACAAAUAACAUUGAAGGCUAUACUUGAUGGUAUAGAUACAUCAAAUAUUAUUAAAGUAUGGAGAAUUAUUAGAAUAGGAGAUGAUAUUCUUGAUAAUUCACCAGUACUUACAGCAUUAGAGUCAUCUACUGAAGUUAAUACAAUAUCACGAACAGUAGAUUUUACUCUCCAAAGUCUAAGACAACUUCAAGGAUCUUAUCAUAAAAAAAAUGCUCAGAGAAUUAUUCCUCAAAGAAAUCGUUUUGGUGUAGCAUUUUCAACUGCUAAAACUGCAAUUAAUAUUGCAUUAGAAACUGGAAGUGAUACUGAAUUAGUAAAAUUAUUAAAAGAUUUCAUUUUGAAUAAGCAAAGGAGUUGUAAUGGUGAUGGUAUUGAAUCAGAAAUUAUUAAUGUAGUUGUGAAAAGUAAUAGUCAAAUUGUUUUUUUACAGGAGAAUUUGAUUAAUCAAACUACAAAUCCGUAUGUUAUUAAAAUUUGA